This is a messenger RNA of Brachypodium distachyon (stiff brome), 1389 nucleotides long. RefSeq lists its product as uncharacterized. The record is from RefSeq and is a predicted model, not a curated record. The transcript has 2 exons. NCBI's taxonomy places the organism in Eukaryota, Viridiplantae, Streptophyta, Magnoliopsida, Poales, Poaceae. The coding region runs from base 155 to 1141 and encodes 328 amino acids.
CAGUGCCCCCAUCGAAACAUAUAAAACGCCCGGUCGCGCAAGAUCAAUCACCGCAACUUGGAAACCGAAACUGCUUGGGAAAUCGGGUGUCCAACGCACACGAGUGGCCAGCAGCGGCGGCGAGAAGCCCAAUCGAUCGCAGCAACAACUAUCCAUGCUUGUUCCGCGACAGCAAUUGGCAGAGGCGAUCAUGACGUACAAGAAGGCGACGGCGGCGCUGGACGAGGCGGCGAGGGCGCGGCUGCAGGGCCCGUUUCUCAGCGGCAACGCGCCGUCCGCCGGGCACGAGGGCGUCGACGUCGACGACGGCCUGGUCGAAUUGGUCCACGAGUUCUACAACGGAUACGGCGAGGAGAAGGAUGCCGGGGCCAAGGAGGCCAAGGAGCCGCGGCAGCCUCCUGCCGCGUGGGCCGACACGCUGCGUGCCGCGCUGGCAGAUGCGGCGGCCGACGUGGCGGCGGCGAGGAUCCGCGACGAGGCCGAGCGUGCUGUCUUGGAUGCAGCUUCAGGGCCGAACGUCGCGGCCGGCGGCGAUGGGGUCAGGAAGCGCGUCGCCGACCGUCUCCGUGCGAGAGGGUUCGAUGCCGGCAUCUGCAGAUCGUCGUGGGAAAGAAGCGGCAGCGUGCCGGCGGGCAGCCACGAGUACGUGGACGUGGUGCUGGAAACGGAGUUGCCGUGGGCAAUGCCCACGUCGGCUCGCUACAUCGUGGAGGUGAACAUCGCCGCCGAGUUCGAGACGGCGAGGCCCAGCGCCCAGUACAGGGAGCUCCUGCGCUCGCUCCCGCCGGUGCUCGUGGCGACGCCGGAGGCUUUCAAGGAGGUGGCCGCGGCAAUGUGCGCGGGGGCGGCGGAGUCCAUCCGGGGCGCCGGCAUGCACUUGCCGCCGUGGAGGCGGGCGCGGUACGUGCAGGCCAAGUGGUCCGGCCAAUACAAGAGAUCAGUGCCCGUGCCAACCGCGGCCGUGGCCGCGCCGGCGUUGGGGGUGGCACGGCUGGAAGGAGCGAGCACCACUGGCCUCGCUGUGCCUGCUGCCACCCGGCAAAGGGUGUCGUCUCGCGGCCCGAAGCAUUGCGGCAUGGAGAUGGCCAUGGGGAGGGAAGGAUUGGUGGGCGCGAGGCCGUUGAUGUUCAGAGGAUGGUGACACAGAAGCUGAAUGGGAUGCGUCGAGCACGCGUUCAUUCAGUGUUCUGAUCAGAUGACGAGUCUGUUUUAUUUUUUGCUUGCCUGCGUAUAUUCAUGAGGCAUUUUGUAUUGUUUAUAUUUCGUUCUUUUUUGUGCGAGGAGCUUUAGAAUUCUCGCUGGCCAAUGCCUGUGGACUGUGGAAGUGUAUGUUUGAGAGGUUUAUCCGACCGAUGGAAAAUAAAUGUAAGAUACAUAUUCCAAUUCCAA